Molecule: messenger RNA, 1545 nt
Organism: Akanthomyces muscarius
Lineage: Eukaryota; Fungi; Ascomycota; Sordariomycetes; Hypocreales; Cordycipitaceae
Exons: 3
Coding region: 1-1545 (514 amino acids)
Molecular function (GO): oxidoreductase activity, acting on paired donors, with incorporation or reduction of molecular oxygen; iron ion binding; heme binding
Source: RefSeq, a predicted model, not a curated record
AUGCUCUCGACGCAGCACCUCGCGAGCUGGGCUCACCAACUCACCCUGCGUGAUAAAGUCGCCAUCGCGGCCAGUACUGCGCUCGUGUAUUUCGCCCUCCAGGCCAUCUACCGCAUCUGGUUUCACCCGCUGGCCAAGUAUCCUGGACCCAAGCUGCAGGCCGCCUGGUACCUCCCUCACCUCUACAACAACUACAUUGUUGGCAAUGGACACUUCCGGGCCACGCGCUUGCACCGCAAGUACGGCCCCAUUGUCCGCAUCGGGCCGAACCAUCUCGCCGUCGACGGCGCCAUCGGAUGGCGCGAGAUUUACGGCCACAAGACGGGCAAGCAAGAGUUUAACAAAUUCUUCACUCCCACUCGCGACUCCGAGUUUAAUCUCAUCAACGCACCCAAAGACACGCACCGGCGCAUCCGCCGACAACUCGCGCACGCCUUUAGCGACAGCGCGCUCGCCGAGCAGGAAACCGUCGUCCUGCAGUAUGUCGACCUCUUCAUUGAUCGUCUCACUGAGCGCUGCGGGGAAAGCAUCAAUAUUGUCAAGUGGUUCAACUUUACCUCGUUUGACAUAAUCGGCGAGCUCGCGUACUCGGAAUCAUUCCACAGUCUCGAGAGUAACGGCUACCACCCGUGGGUCCUUUCCAUCUUCACUCUGGUCAAGAGUAGCGCUCUCCGCACCUUUCUCUACAACUACCGUUUGCUGUUCCACAUUGUGCAGUCUCUUCCUGUGUCCAUCUCUCCAAUUGGGGCAUUUACGAAAAUCCGCAGCUUCGCGAGCGAGAAGGCGGUGGAUCGGCUCAACGGAAGCGAAAAGCCUGGCCCAGACCAGAGUCAUAGGGACUUUAUGAGCUACAUGCUCCGUGACACCAGAGACGGCAAUAGAGGCAUGAGCGACGUUGAGAUUGUCAGCACUACGCCGACUCUCAUCAUUGCGGGCAGUGAGACGACAGCCACCACGCUUUCGGGGCUCGUCUUUAAUCUCAAGCACAACCCCGAGGCACACCAGCUAUUGCUGGACGAGAUUCGCGGCACGUUCUCCAGCGAGCGUGAAAUCAGCAUGAAGAGCGCCGCCAACCUGCAAUAUCUCCAAGCCUGUAUUCACGAGACUCUCCGAAUCUACCCGCCGGUGCCAGAGACGCCACCACGCCGCUCGCCCGGCGCGCAGAUCAACGGCGAAUACAUUCCCAGUGGUACCAAACUUUCCAUCUACCAGUGGGCAACAUAUCGCAACCCGGAGCACUUUUCCGACCCCGAUGAGUUCCGCCCGCAGCGAUGGCUGCCCGCCACGCACCCGCUGUACGACGCACGGUACAAAAACGACAACAAGGACGUCUUUAAGCCUUUUAGCUUUGGCACGCGCGACUGCAUCGGCAAGAACCUGGCCAUGAAUGAGCUGCGUCUGAUUGCGAGCCGUCUGCUCCACCGCUUCGACUACGAGCUCGCGCCGGGCCAGGACGACUGGAUGGCGUCGCAGCGCUCGUAUGUGCUUUGGGAAAAGGGAGACUUGAACAUUAUUCUGAAGAAGAGGCAGACGGCCACGGCAUGA